UUUUAUUAAAGUCCCCUAGUGGCUCAGACGAGCUGAAUGGCGUAACGUUAAACUCCGAGGGUCGCCCUCUGUGCUUCGCCGCUCCCCGCACAGACGAGCCCCCCUCAGACAGACAGACAGAGGUUAGCAGCGCGGCUAGCCGCCUCUCCCCCUCAGCUGUCGUUCAUAGCCGCAGCUCACGCGCACACGUACUAGUCCCAGCCCCCUCCAGCCUCCGCGCGCCCACAGCGGCUCCUCUCCAGCUCAGCCUCUGCAGGUUUUUGGAGAGCCUGAGCCGACAGCGUGGUCCAGCCCCACUGAGGCACUAAGGGUAGGGCACAACAUGGCAGCUAUGAAGUCACGGGCAGGACCGAGGGCCACGCAACCCGCAACAGAAGAAGACGGAGGCUUGAUCUACAUGCAGUGUUGUGGUCAGGAAGACGUGGAUGCACAAAAACACUGCCAGAAUCCCGUCCAGUCGUCGUCAGGUCCCGGGAGAGUGUGGCCCAGUACAGCGGCCGUGCCGAAGUCAAACCCCUUCACAUUCCCACAGUCUUCCAACGUAGACCUGCCCUACAGGUAUAGGAGUCCUGAGUCAGUGGAGAUGGAUGAGAUCAUGGCUGCAAUGGUUCUUACCAGUCUGUCUUGCAGUCCAGCGGUCCAAAGCCCCCCGCAGAGAGAUCCCCUGCCAGCUGCCCCAGGGGACAUGGAGUGUGGUGGAGGGGAGCUCUCGGACAGCGGCAGCAGCGGCUACUGGAGCUGGGACCAUGGUAGCGUGAGCCCUGCUCCCUCACCAUCCGUCACAGAGACAGACGGCAGCGUUGGCCAUUCGGUGGAUGAGGGGUUGCAAAUGGAGCUGGAGCCUGGCUUGAGCGAUGAGACGGAGAAUAUGAGGUGUAAGAGUUUGAGCAGAGGAGCAUACAGGUGUUUAUGGCCUGGCUGUGGCAAAGUGCUGACAUCACGGGUCGGGAUGAAACGUCACAUUCGAAUUCUCCAUUUGGGCAGUGGAUCAGAGCAGUCCCAUAGAGAGGAAGACUUCUACUACACUGAAGUUUCCUCAGAGGAGCAGGAGCCGACACCACCCUCUCCUGAUCCUUCAUUCUUCAGUGGGCCCUGGUCCUCCUGCAGCUCCACCCACAGCCAGUCCACUCAUGGACCCCAAGAGGCCCCACCCCCAUCCAGCGCUCUCAGUCAGUCCGCCCCCAGCAGCGUGUGGCAGAUCCAUACAGAACAUCUCUACCAGGCCUGCACUCCCAUCGAGGUGACCGUGUUGCCUGGAUCUCCUGCGUCCUGUGAUCGACCUCCUCCUGGUGGCCUUCAGUCGAGACCUCAGAUCACCACCACCCGCAGCCGUUCCGUCAGUGUGGGAGAGCAGUGGCUACAGCGGAACAGCGCCCCCACCAGGUCACAGACCAUGAGUGCAUCACCCUCCAGAGGCCACUGCUCAUUCCGGAAGGGCCGAGGAGAGGCCAAAAAGUGCCGCAAGGUUUACGGUGUGGAGCGCAGGGAUCAGUGGUGCACUGCUUGUCGCUGGAAGAAAGCCUGUCAACGCUUCCCUGACUAAAAACAAAAAAACAAAACAAACAAAAAAAAAAAGACUUCAGGAGGCGAAAAAGAAUCGCCAUUUUUCCUUUUCUUUCCUCCGACCACUUUUGGCACUGUAGAGGACAGCAAGAACCCCUCUUCACUUUUGUACCUGUAUUUUUUUUGUUUUCUUACGAGAAUUGAAAUUGUUUUUUGGUAUCUUUUCCUGCGAAGUGACUGCUGGUGCUAGCUGUUGAGACUGUGCGUGUGGUGCGCUAGGGUCCCGUCUCCUCUGUUUCUUUUCCCUUUUAUGAAACAAAAAGCUUCACCCUGUAACUGAAAACUUGUAGUUUUUCUCCCUCGCUCCUGCACAUCUUCCCCAGAGAUUAUUUAAGUGAUCGUUAGUUUUGGUAUAUUGUGAACAUGAACGUUUUUAUUGUUUUUUUUUCUAUUGCUGUUUUCUUGGCCUGGAAGAUGUACUAGCGUAAUGUCAUGUAUUGUCUUUAUUUUCUAUGUAUCUGCUGAGAUAUAUGGGUUUUAGUCCUUUUUCUUUUAUACACAUUUCAUUUUUAUUUUUGUUUGACAUAAUGCCCACAUGUCAGCGCUUCCUAAUCAAGUGAAACUGCCAGAUAUAAAGCUAUAAUGAGGUUGAGUGGUGGAUGCGACUGACGUUAAGGAUCAGAGAGUACGGAAGUUGUAAGAGAGAGAUUAGUGCAGCUAUAAUCUGUGAUCGAAUACCAAAGUGCUAUUGCAGCGGUGAUUCAAAGGGAGUUUGAUUAGAUGCGGCCCUGAAACUAAGUUGGGCUCAUUCCUAUUUGUAAGUCCCUUGUCAUCCUUCUAAACAGUAUUAUGAUCUUUUUUGUGUAACAGAUCAAACUUUUGGGAACAUUCAAAAAACAUGGAUGCUGCUGACAAGAGAUGGUUAAACAUGACAACAAACACACUACAAAAUAUGCAAAUAUGAGAAUCUGAUCGUUGCAUGACAAAUCACAAGAGAAAUAGUAAACUAUUUUAUUGGUA
Pygocentrus nattereri (red-bellied piranha) is the source of this 2523-nucleotide messenger RNA. It is a transcript of the gene znf395b, whose product is annotated as zinc finger protein 395b. Bases 323 to 1543 code for a protein of 406 amino acids. Gene Ontology annotation, molecular function: DNA-binding transcription factor activity; RNA polymerase II cis-regulatory region sequence-specific DNA binding. Gene Ontology annotation, cellular component: nucleus. Gene Ontology annotation, biological process: regulation of transcription by RNA polymerase II. The transcript has 10 exons. NCBI's taxonomy places the organism in Eukaryota, Metazoa, Chordata, Actinopteri, Characiformes, Serrasalmidae. The record is from RefSeq and is a predicted model, not a curated record.